CUUGGAAAAGUCAAACUCGUGAAAGUGGCAAAAAUAUCAUAUAAACAACCAAAGGAAAUCUCACUCUAUCUUUUUGCAUUAUCGGUAAAUCAUGCCCUUCUAUUAAUUAAGUACCAUCAUCUAUAAAUAGCAAGAAAUUCAUCUCUUCUUCACUCCCCUGCCCAAUUCAACAAUGCUCUCUCACUAGCUCCCAAAACAUUAUUGAGAAAUAACUCCAAAAUUAAUGUCUUCAACUUCAAAACCCAUGAAGAAAGUGACCAAAAUAUUAGUUUCCGUGUCUCUUUUCUCCAUCAUAGUUUCUUGCAGCAAGCCAUGGCGUUUGCAACCCACCCUUUUCUCACUCCCAAUAACCCUUGACAAGAACUACAUAUUCCUCAUCUUCAACGGGAUCCUCGUACUCCUCGCCCGAACCUCUGGGGGCAUUAUCGGAAACUCGUACGCGAAAUUGCUCGACUCCUUGUCGCGCAAUGAAUUCGAUCGCUGCGACCAUCUUGAUGGUUCCACAAGUUUGAUCAUGAUGGUGAUGGGAGAAAAUGAUCAUGAAGAGUUGUUGGUCAUGGGAGAAUGUUGUAGGAGUGAUAGUAAUCACAUUGUGGAAGGAGUGGUUGAAAACACUCCGGUCUCAGAAGAGUUGUCCAGAGAUCAGAAUUGCGCGGGUGGUGACGAUGACGAGGAGCCUGCUGAAAGCGAUAACGUGAUUUUCAUAGAAGAAAGAGAAGUGGCUGAAGAGAGAGAGAGGUUAAACAAGUUAAGCGCGGAUGAGUUGAACAAGAAGUUUGAGGAAUUCAUUUGGAAGAUGAAGGAAGACAUUAGGAUUGGAGCACAAUCACAAUGCUUGACAUUGGUCACUUGUUGAGGACAAAAAAUGUAAGAACAAAAAAUAUUACCCAUAAAU
Molecule: messenger RNA, 895 nt
Organism: Cuscuta campestris
Lineage: Eukaryota; Viridiplantae; Streptophyta; Magnoliopsida; Solanales; Convolvulaceae
Source: the annotation of a GenBank genome assembly